Molecule: messenger RNA, 966 nt
Organism: Hibiscus syriacus
Lineage: Eukaryota; Viridiplantae; Streptophyta; Magnoliopsida; Malvales; Malvaceae
Product: histone H1-like
Exons: 2
Coding region: 1-801 (266 amino acids)
Biological process (GO): chromosome condensation; negative regulation of DNA recombination; nucleosome assembly
Cellular component (GO): nucleosome; nucleus
Molecular function (GO): double-stranded DNA binding; nucleosomal DNA binding; structural constituent of chromatin
Source: RefSeq, a predicted model, not a curated record
AUGGCAACCGUCGCGGUUGAUAAGGCGCCGAAAUCGGCCAGAGAGAAGCCCGCCGCGAAAUCCGGCAGAGGAAAGAAAGCUAAAGAAUCUAAGGCCAAGAAGGCGCCGGCGGCUCCCAAAAAGCCCCGAGCUCUUCCGUCUCAUCCGUCGUACGAAGAGAUGAUCAAGGAUGCGAUCGUAAGUUUGAAAGAGAGGACCGGUUCGAGUCAGUACGCCAUCACUAAAUUCAAUGAAGAGAAACAGAAGAAUCUUCCAGCGAAUUUCAAGAAGCUUUUGCUCGUUCAUUUGAAGAAGCUUGUGGCCGCCGGGAAACUGGUUAAGGUUAAGAAUUCGUUUAAACUUCCGCCGGCUAAGUCAUCGAAGCCGGCCGCAAAUGCCUCUGCUCCUGCGAAGAAGCCAACGGCGACUAAAGCCAAGGCUAAGCCUGCUUCGAAGCCUAAGGAAGUGAAGAGUACGAAGAAAGCCAUCAAAGCUCCGGCGAAGACAAAAGAUGCUCCGAAGGCGAAGACUAAACCGGCGGCUAAAUCAACAAAGCCCGCUCCUAAGGUUAAGUCUACUACAAAAAAGACGAAGCCGGUGGCUGCUGCUGCAGCUACGAAAUCAAAAUCUGCAGCAAAGCCGAAGGCCAAGCCGGCUAAGGCUGCGAGGACCUCAACAAGGACGUCUCCUGGAAAGAAGGCUGCUCCUGCUCCUACUCCUACUCCUAAAUCAGUUCCAAAGAAGGCUCCGUCGAAGAGUGUGAAGUCCAAGGCGGUGAAGUCACCGGCGAAGAAAGCAACGACUAAGAGGGGAAAGAGAUGAGAGAACAAGAGGAUGACCACGUAGGGCGAAGAAAAAAGCGUCGGAUAUUAAACCUUAAGUUCGUGUUGAAGUUAUUUUUAGACGUGUUUUUAAGUUGAAAUUGGAGCUCCGAAUUGUUUCUUUUCUUUUUAAAUGAUCGUGGAAUGAGAGAAUCAAGUAUUUUCA